UUGCUUUCCCUCCCCUUUACUUAAAUUACCCUGAACAUGUCUUCGAACUCGACAAACCAUUCUACAAAAAGAAAACCAACGACAAAUCUAGAUGACUCUUCGGAUCCAUCAGACAACAGUGCAUUAUGCAUUCCGGAGGGUAAAAGACUUCGAGCGUCGGAAUGGAAAAGACAAGAGUUGGGAGAUGUUGGAGUGCAUUUUGCUCAAAAUCCUACUCCUUUAUCAGAUUUGUUAGAUAAAUUAAAAUCACAAAAGGGUACAAGAGUUACCAUGCCAGGUUUUACGGAACAUCUCAUUAAGUUUACGAAGGAAGUGUUACCUUUCUCUUUGAAUGACAUUAAUUGGAAUAAAGAUAUCAGUAUUUGUUACGACAGAGAAAGGGAAGCCAUGGGACAGAUUCAGGAAGUACAAAGGAAUUUGGUCGAUUUUGCAGAGAGAAGUGAGGGCGAAAUCCCUUUUUCAGCCGAUAAGCUUGCUAAAAGACUAUUGCACCGUUGGUUUGAGGACACAUUUGACUUUCUUAUUGAGGUGAAAGAAAUGCUACAAAAACUGAAUAAUCCAAAUCUAAGUCAUGGAGUUUCUAUGGAAGACACAACAAUUUUGAAGGAUUCUGCAUUUACACACUUGUUCAUGAAAUUUACUGAAAUUUUCUUCCUGAAGCCAGAAGUUAGUGAAAACAAAACAGUUUUGAAGAUCAGAAAUAAGGUUGUUGGAUGUGUUCCUGAUAUUGGUUUCUAUGAACAUGAUGGCGAAAGACACAGGGCUCGUCUUUUAGUAAUGUUGACUGAGGUUAAGAGGGAUGCUCUAAAGAAGAGUGCAACUGAAGAAGAAGAUUCAAACCUUCCUCGGAUAGAGAGCUAUUUGAAAUCGGGUGUAACAGGACAAAUAGGAAUACAACUUGUUUCUGAAUGCUGGAACUCUACAUUUUGUCCAAACACAUUAGGAAUAAUUUGUAUGAGUACAAAGAUUAUGUUUGUGUACUUGGAGAUCAAUCCAGAACAGUAUGAAGCAUUGACAAAAAACAAAGAUCUAAAAGAGAAGACAUCUUACAUCCAGUACUCUAAGCCUUAUGACAUAAUGAAAAAAGAAGACAGAGAUCAGUUAAUAGAUAUACUCUUUUGGUUAGGGUGUGUUCAAAAACAGAAUUUUCAUAGUUAUUAUCUGAUGUAAUUAUGUAUAAAUUUGGCAAACAAAACUCAUCCAUCAUGUUGCUUUUGUCAGGUUGCUUACAAGUCCCAUACUGGCAAAGCAAAAGAGGAGCAAAGGUUUGCACUCUGUCUGUCUGUCUAUCGUGCAUUCAAUCUGUCAUAGAUUUCCACUCCUUCUGUUGACAUGUCUGUACCAAUUGGUAGGAAAAUUGGUGAAAAGUCAUAUUUUUAGAAGAGUUGAGUUAUUUUUGAAAAUUGUAAAAAAAAACAUGAUUGUCACAAAUUUUUCAUCUGUAAUGCCUUAAUCAAUUGAUGAGAUAUUUGGUGUAUAAAGUUACAGAUGAUGAUUGAGUUUUAUUCCAGCCUUCCAGGUGAGUGAUGUUUGCAGAAGUUGUGGAGCUAGAACAUAGAAAAUUUAGGAAAAUAUCAGUUUUCCUCACAUUUUUUUGUGAGUCUGAAUCAAUUGAUUAGAUAUUUGGUGUAAAGUCAUAAGAAGUUGCAGAUCGUAUUUGAGUAUAUUUCCAGUUGAGCAAAUUUCACAGAAGUUAUGCCCAAAGACACAGAAUAUAAGUAAAUAUUUGUUUUACAUGCUUAUUUCUGUAAGCCUGAACCAAUUGAUUAGGGUUUUUAUUAUAUAAAAAGUCAUAACAUAAGGAGUUAAUAAUGAAGUUGUUUCAUUCUGGUUAAGAAAUAUUUUAGAGAUCUGCUGCCCAAGUUUAAUUCUACCAAAAAUUGGUAAGCCGAGAGGAAACUUGAACUCAAUUGCACACUAAGGUACCAUAUAUCAGAUCGAUAUUUGCAGGAAUAAUAUAAAAAAAAUCAGGACAACUGUUUGAUUUCAGAGGGAUAAAAGAAGAAUAGACAUAGCUAACAGUGUGUGCCCCUAUUACUUAGGGAUAUGGCAUGAAAAUCACUGCUUAAAUGUGAACUAAACAAGAAAAGUUUUAAUAAAACUGAUAUUUUAUGUUGAAAUCCAUUUAAUGAUACCAUGGAUAAGAGAUAUGUAAAAAUACAGUUUAAUUUGUUUAACACGAAUAAAAGUUUUUAUGAAUA
Molecule: messenger RNA, 2201 nt
Organism: Mytilus californianus (California mussel)
Lineage: Eukaryota; Metazoa; Mollusca; Bivalvia; Mytilida; Mytilidae
Exons: 5
Coding region: 37-1170 (377 amino acids)
Source: RefSeq, a predicted model, not a curated record